AUGUAUAUGAUCUGGGAUCUAAAUUAUGAUUUUAACGUAGAGUAUCCGGUCAACCCUAACCGGGAUGGGUUACCGUAUUGGCCGACACCUAAUGAUGCCCCUGAUUCCUGCUCCUGCAACCUCGGCCAAAUCGACCGAAAAAAAUAUCUGAUCACCAAUCAAUUGACCGAGUGCUCGAAUAACAACACAAAUGUCGAGCAAUUAUCUGAUACUGAUGCGAUGAUUGAAUACGGACAAGCGUGUCUAUGUUGUGGAUACAGUGCUAUUAUCUCUACGUAUGAUUCCGUUCCGGAGCUUAAAGAAGUUCCUUUUUUACUCUUCUGUUGCUAA
Messenger RNA from Penicillium samsonianum, 330 nucleotides. RefSeq lists its product as uncharacterized. The record is from RefSeq and is a predicted model, not a curated record. The transcript has 2 exons. The coding region runs from base 1 to 330 and encodes 109 amino acids. NCBI's taxonomy places the organism in Eukaryota, Fungi, Ascomycota, Eurotiomycetes, Eurotiales, Aspergillaceae.